Molecule: messenger RNA, 567 nt
Organism: Miscanthus lutarioriparius
Lineage: Eukaryota; Viridiplantae; Streptophyta; Magnoliopsida; Poales; Poaceae
Source: the annotation of a GenBank genome assembly
AUGGAGGUGAAGGUGAUGAGCUCUAGGCUUGUCAAGCCGUCCUAUCCACCAGGUGUGCCACAACCAGACACCACCGAGCAUGUGCCUUGUUCGGUGUUCGACAAGAUCACAUACCACAUACAGAUGGCCAUCAUCUACGCGUUCUCACCGCCGGUGCCCUCCAUCGCCGACAUUGAGCAUGGCCUUGCCGCCGUGCUGGGUGUGUACCGGGCGUUCGCUGGCCAGGUCCGUCCGGGCCCGGAUGGCGAGCUCGGUGUGCUGCUCAACGACCAUGGCGCGCGACUCAUCGAGGCGUCCGUGGACGCCCACCUCGCUUAUGUUGCACUAGCGAAGCCAUCGCCUGACGUGCAGCAGCUGCACCCAGCUGGGUUGGAGGCCGAGAUCGAGGAGCUCACGAGGUUCACAUGUGGCUCGCUCAUCGUGGGGUUCACCGCAAACCACGCCGUCGCUGACGGUCGUGCCACCAGCAACUUCCUCGUCGCAUGGGGUCGCACCGUGCGCGGGGUCCCGAUCGGCCCUACACCACCACCCGAGGCACUUCCCGCUCCGAGACACACCGUGCUUUGA